ACCAACUCUUUCAUCACUUGACUUAUAUAUAUAUUUAAAAAAACCAAUCAACCCUCCUCAAAUCACAAAUCAAACACGAUAAUGGCACUUUCGCAAUCCUCCACUUUGUCAUCAAAAUCUUGUUUGAUCCAAAUUCAAACCUACAAAUCUCACCAACCCUCUUCGUCUUUUUCUGUCCUUCCAUCCACCGCUCGCACCAAACAACCAAAACCGAUCUCCGCCGUCCACGCCGCUGAGCCAGCUAAAAACAUAACAAAAACACCCCCACCACCACCCCCGUCAAAAUGGACCAUCGAUAGCUGGAAAACAAAGAAAGCCUUACAGCUACCUGAAUACCCAGAUAAAGAAAGUUUGAAUAAUGUUCUUAAAACUCUUGAAGAUUUCCCUCCAAUUGUGUUUGCCGGAGAAGCCAGACAUUUGGAAGAACGGCUGGCGGAUGCGGCUGUUGGGAAAGCAUUUUUGUUACAAGGAGGAGAUUGUGCUGAAAGUUUUAAGGAGUUUAGUGCUAAUAAUAUCAGGGAUACUUUCAGGUUACUUUUGCAGAUGAGUGUUGUUCUCAUGUUUGGUGGCCAAAUGCCCAUUAUUAAGGUAGGAAGAAUGGCAGGGCAAUUUGCAAAGCCCAGAUCAGAUGCAUAUGAAGAGAAGGAUGGGGUGAAGUUACCAAGUUACAAAGGAGACAACAUUAAUGGUGAUGCUUUUAAUGAGAAAUCAAGAAUUCCAGACCCCGAUAGAAUGAUCAGAGCUUAUUGCCAAGCUGCAGCUACUCUUAACCUUCUCAGGGCAUUUGCCACUGGUGGUUAUGCUGCUAUGCAACGCGUCACUCAAUGGAAACUUGAUUUUGUUGCAAAUAGUGAACAAGGAGAUAGGUACCAGGAGCUAGCUAACCGUGUGGACGAGGCUCUAGGAUUUAUGUCUGCUGCUGGACUGACAAUCGACCACCCAAUUAUGUCAACAACUGAUUUCUGGACAUCUCAUGAAUGCUUGCUCUUACCUUAUGAACAAUCACUGACUAGGCUUGAUACAACUUCUGGUCUUUACUAUGAUUGCUCUGCUCAUAUGGUCUGGGUUGGGGAACGUACCCGCCAGUUAGAUGGUGCCCAUGUUGAGUUUUUAAGAGGCGUUGCUAAUCCCCUUGGUAUCAAGGUGAGCCAGAAGAUGGACCCGAAUGAGCUUGUUAAGCUCGUUGACAUUCUCAAUCCCAAUAACAAGCCUGGAAGGAUUACAGUGAUUGUAAGAAUGGGAGCUGAGAAUAUGCGAGUGAAGCUUUCCCCUUUGAUUAAGGCAGUAAGACAAGCGGGGCAGGUUGUGACCUGGGUCUGUGAUCCAAUGCAUGGAAACACUAUAAAGGCACCAUCUGGCCUUAAAACACGUCCCUUUGAUUCCAUAUUGGCUGAGGUGCGAGCUUUCUUUGAUGUUCAUGAACAAGAAGGAAGCCACCCCGGAGGAAUUCAUUUGGAGAUGACCGGGCAGAAUGUGACAGAGUGCGUUGGUGGAUCAAGAACGGUGACUUUUGAUGAUUUAAGCUCACGCUACCACACACAUUGUGACCCAAGGCUAAACGCUUCCCAGUCGCUAGAGUUGUCCUUCAUUAUUGCAGAACGGUUGAGGAAGCGAAGAAUGGGGUCUCAGAGCUCAUUCAAAUUUUAGAUGCAACUACCUGCUUGUUAUAACCGUUUUGAAAUUUUUGUGUUUGUUUUUUGGAUUUUAAGUUGACGUGUAUUACCUUUGGACAAAUAAAUACCAGAGUCAUGGUUUUGUUUUCAAUAUAAUACUAAAAUGGUACCCUUUUAUCUGCUAA
Messenger RNA from Erigeron canadensis, 1798 nucleotides. Its product is annotated as phospho-2-dehydro-3-deoxyheptonate aldolase 2, chloroplastic-like. Gene Ontology annotation, molecular function: 3-deoxy-7-phosphoheptulonate synthase activity. The record is from RefSeq and is a predicted model, not a curated record. Bases 82 to 1647 code for a protein of 521 amino acids. Gene Ontology annotation, biological process: aromatic amino acid biosynthetic process. Lineage: Eukaryota; Viridiplantae; Streptophyta; Magnoliopsida; Asterales; Asteraceae. The transcript is spliced from 5 exons.